AUGAAUAAGCAAGUGUGUGAAAAGUUCGAGAGUGUAUGGGAUAAAUUUCCUGAUGAAUUGGACAGUGAUAAUAAGUAUCAAUUUAAAACAGAAAAUUUCUUAGAUAGUUAUUGUUUUAAUAAUGAAUGUAAAGGUGAUCUCGAUAAAAUUAAUGCCGGAUUUUUUUAUUUCCUUAAUCAAUUCAUUGGGAGUUCUUGGUCAUCGUAUUAUGCGCAAAAUAAUAUAAAUAUUGUUGAUUAUAUUAUUCUAUGGUUAAGUUAUAUGUUAAACCUAAAACCACAAGUAGGAAAUGUGAAGAAUCUAGAAUAUUUUUAUAGUACAACUAUAAAUAAUGAUAGGUAUAAAAAUUCUAUACCUGAUGUUACAGAUUAUAAAAAUUAUAAGGAUCUUAUAGAUCAAAAAAAAUAUUUUUUGGGUAUGGAUAAAAAUAUUAUAUUUAAUUUUUAUGAAGUAUUUAAAUUAAUAUGUGAAAUGUAUACUAAUUUUAAUGAAACGAGAUCACAUUGCUCAAUCUGUUCGCAAAAUGCUAAUAAAUUUGUUAAUAAAUAUAAAGAAAUGAAUAAAAACUCUGUUAUUACUAGUAAUAGUUCCUAUAAUAAACUAUUGUCUACUUUAUCAAAUGAAUAUAUUAAUUUUAAAAAUUAUUAUACUAGUAAAUGUAGUAGUUGUAAGGAUAUUCCAUCCCUUCCAUCAGUAGAAAAAAUACAAAGUCCUGAGCAAUUUUCUGGACAAGGUUCUGAAGAUACACCAUCAAGUUCGUCGAUAACAAGCAAAUUAUUUACAGUUUUAUCGAUAUUUGGUGCAAUAGGAUUUUUUUUAGGAAUUUCUUAUAAGUAUUCGUUAUUUGGAUUUCGGAAACGAUUUCAAAAACAAAAAUUAAGAGAAAAAAUAAAAAAUAUAAAGAAGAAAAUGAAUCAUUAA
Plasmodium yoelii is the source of this 921-nucleotide messenger RNA. RefSeq names its product PIR protein. The transcript is spliced from 3 exons. The record is from RefSeq and is a predicted model, not a curated record. Bases 1 to 921 code for a protein of 306 amino acids. NCBI's taxonomy places the organism in Eukaryota, Apicomplexa, Aconoidasida, Haemosporida, Plasmodiidae.